AUGGAUUUCUCAUCUGAUAUGAACAAUUACGAAAAUCUUUCGACCAAAGAUCGUUGUAUUUCAAGUCUUUUAGAGUUGUAUAAACGCGAUUAUGAUGUUGGAAAAUUCUUAAAGAAAUACGAAAAUUCUUCAAUCAAAUUAAGUGAAGAAGAUUCCAAUGAAAUUCUUCUUAAAAUUUAUGACAAAUACUUAAACCAAAUGUAUUCAGUUGAUAAACAAUUGAUCGAUGUUAAUAAACUAAUUUCCAAGCUCAAUUCUUACACUAACAAGAUAAAGACAAUUAAUAAUGCAUGGAAUAAUUACAUUGUCAAGAACAAUAGAAAGUAUGACAUAAACUUACCAAUAAGAUUUCCAGAGUAUCCCAAAGCAAUUAUUCUUGAUUUCUGUUCCAAGAAAUUCAACAAAAUCUUCAAAGAUAUUAAAGAACUGGCAGAUCAAUUUUCCGACAAUUCACUUUAUAUGAAUUUGACUCAAACAGUAAACACAAAAUAUUUAGAUGCUAUAGAUUGCAUUCAUAGUGAAUACAUUGAAGAAGAAUAUGUAGAUAAGUUCCCAGCGCAAGGUUUGUUCUUAAUCAAAAACCCUGAUUUCUUAAAUCUCAUUGACAAAUCAAAGAAGAAUUUAACAUUUGGUUUGUUCAUGCUUAGAAUUGUAUCUUCUAUCAAUCAAAUCACUUUCGAAUCGGACAAACUUACAACUGAAAUGAAAGUAGUCAUCAAUAAAAAGUUACAAAGUUUGUUGGCUGAAAAUGAAAAUAAGAAAUCAAUCAUUGUUUCAUUAUCAUUGUCAGAUCCGCCAUAUUGUUUCAAGAAAUUCUUCACUUCCUUGUUGCAUGACUCGAUUGUCCAAGCAGCAACAUAUUCGAACGAUUCUGAAUAUGUAAUCAAAAUCAAUAAAUUCUUCAAACAAUACUUGGAUAAUUGUUUGAAACUAUGCAAACCUUUGACAGAAGAAAAAUGGAAUUCAUUUAUUCAGAAUCAAUCAUCUCUCCUUUUGAAUCCAGUUGGAUUUUUCAUGAAUUACGCUAAUUCAGAGAUUGAAAAAUUGAAAGAAACAAUAAAACAAAAAGAAUAUAAGAUUCAAAGCUUACUGUCUGAUCUUGAAACUGCAGUUAUGUAUAAAGAUCCAAUCACAUUUUUGAGAACUAACUAUUCUGCCAUUAACUACUAUGAGAUCUAUUCAAGCUGCAUGUGGUCAAUUUUGGACAAAAUUACAGAGUUCGAUUGGUAUGAAGAUCCAACAGAAAUUACAGAAUUUUUUGAUGCCUCUAAGUUAUACGAGUUCUUGAAAUGA
This is a messenger RNA of Trichomonas vaginalis G3, 1293 nucleotides long. Its product is annotated as nuclear chaperone required for maturation and nuclear export of pre-60s ribosome subunits. The coding region runs from base 1 to 1293 and encodes 430 amino acids. The record is from RefSeq and is a predicted model, not a curated record. The transcript has a single exon. Lineage: Eukaryota; Parabasalia; Trichomonadida; Trichomonadidae.